Molecule: messenger RNA, 461 nt
Organism: Chionomys nivalis (European snow vole)
Lineage: Eukaryota; Metazoa; Chordata; Mammalia; Rodentia; Cricetidae
Gene: Chchd1
Product: coiled-coil-helix-coiled-coil-helix domain containing 1
Exons: 3
Coding region: 16-372 (118 amino acids)
Biological process (GO): mitochondrial translation
Cellular component (GO): nucleoplasm; mitochondrial ribosome; mitochondrion
Molecular function (GO): RNA binding
Source: RefSeq, a predicted model, not a curated record
GGAACGCCUUGCAAAAUGGCGACUCCCAGUUUGCGCGGCCGCUUGGCGCGGUUUGCGAACCCAGGGAAACCUGUCCUGAAACCCAACAAGCCUCUUAUCCUAGCUAACUCUGUCGGGAACAGACGCCGAGAGAAGGGCGAGGCGACCUGUAUCACGGAGAUGUCGAUGAUGAUGGCUUGCUGGAAGCAGAAUGAAUUUCGCGACGAGGCGUGCAGAAAAGAGAUCCAGGACUUCUUCGAUUGUUCUUCCAAAGCUCAGGAAGCCAGGAAGAUGAGGUCAAUCCAUGAGACUCUGGAGCAGUCUGAGAGUUUACCUCCCCACAAAAUGACCAAGUUAUUACAGAGAUUUCCCAACAAAUCUCACCUCAGCUGAAAAUGGAGAGACAUUUUAAAUGAACUAUCAUUUCUGAAUGCUAUCCAGAGGCAUGUUAGGGUUUUUAAAGAAUAAAAUUAGUCAAAGGA